CGGCUGCCGUCUGCGAUUCGCAAAAGCAUGCAGUUAGGAGAGCAGCUCCUGGUGAGCUCCGUGAACCUGCCGGGCGCGCAUUUCUACUCGCUGGAGAGUGCUCGAGGAGGCGGAGGGUGGGGAGGUGGCGGGAGCGUCAGCCUCCUCCCCGGUGCUGCUCCUCGCCCGAGGUUGGACUUAGACAAAGCGUCCAAGAAGUUUCCAGGCAAUCUUCCGUGCCAGGCGGGGAGCGCAGAACCCGCAGGCGCCGGCGCGGGGGCCCCCGCAGCGAUGCUCAGUGACGCAGACGCCGGGGACACCUUUGGCAGCGCCUCAGCGGUGGCCAAGCCCGGGCCCCCGGACGGCCGCAAGGGCUCCCCGUGCGCUGAGGAGGAGCUGCCCUCCGCCGCCACCGCCGCGGCCACCGCGCGCUACUCCAUGGACAGCCUGAGCUCCGAGCGCUACUAUCUCCCUUCGCCAGGACCGCAAGGCUCCGAGCUCGCCGCGCCCUGCUCGCUCUUCCAGUACCAGGCGGCGGCCGGAGCGGCCCACGGAUCAGUGUACCCCGCGUCCAAUGGCGCGCGCUACCCCUACGGCUCCAUGCUGCCCCCCGGUGGAUUCCCCGCCUCCGUGUGCCCGCCCGCGAGGGCGCAGUUCGGCCCUGCAGCGGGCUCGGGAAGUGGCGCCAGCGGCAGCGGCGGCGCCGGCGGUCCUGGAGCCUAUCCCUACGGCCAGGGCUCUCCGCUCUACGGGCCGUACGCCGGAGCCGCUGCGGCCGGGUCUUGCGGAGGAUUGGGAGGCCUCGGGGUACCCGGCUCUGGCUUCCGCGCUCACGUCUACCUGUGCAACCGGCCCCUAUGGCUCAAAUUCCACCGUCACCAGACUGAGAUGAUCAUCACCAAACAGGGCAGGCGCAUGUUUCCUUUGAGCUUCAACAUAAACGGACUCAAUCCCACCGCCCACUACAACGUGUUCGUAGAGGUGGUUCUGGCCGACCCUAACCACUGGCGCUCAGGGGGCAAGUGGGUGACCUGCGGCAAAGCGACAAUAACAUGCAGGGGCAACAAAAUGUAUGUUCACCCAGAAUCUCCGAAUACUGGUUCCCACUGGAUGAGGCAGGAGAUUUCCUUUGAGUUAAAACUCACAAAUAACAAAGGCAACAACAACAACACACAGAUGAUAGUCCUGCAGUCUUUGCACAAGUACCAGCCUCGACUGCACAUUGUGGAAGUGACAGAAGAUGUGGAGGACUUGAACGAGCCUUCCAAAAACCCAGACUUCACCUUCUCAGAGACACAGUUCAUCGCAGUGACGGCCUACCAAAACACCGACAUUACUCAGCUAAAGAUCGACCAUAACCCUUUUGCCAAAGGCUUCCGGGACAACUAUGAUUCCAUGUACACCGCUUCAGAAAAUGACAGGUUAACUCCAUCUCCUACGGAUUCUCCUAGAUCCCAUCAGAUUGUCCCUGGAGGUCGGUACGGCGUCCAAAACUUCUUCCCGGAGCCCUUUGUCAACACUUUACCUCAAGCCCGAUAUUAUAAUGGUGAGAGAACCGUGCCACAGACCAACGGCCUCCUUUCACCCCAACAGAGCGAAGAGGUGACCAACCCUCCUCAGCGGUGGCUUGUCACGCCUGUCCAGCAGCCUGUGGCCAACAAGCUAGACAUCGGGUCCUAUGAAUCUGAAUACACUUCCAGUACCUUGCUCCCAUAUGGCAUUAAGUCCUUGCCCCUGCAGACAUCCCAUGCCCUGGGGUAUUACCCUGAUCCAACCUUCCCUGCAAUGGCAGGGUGCGGUCGAGGCGCUUAUCAGAGGAAGAUGGCACCUGGCCUACCAUGGACAUCCAGAAUGAGCCCUCCUGUGUUCCCAGAAGAUCAGCUUGCCAAGGAAAAAGUCAAAGAAGAAAUCGGUUCCUCCUGGAUAGAAACCCCCCCUUCCAUCAAGUCUCUAGACUCCAGCGAUUCAGGGGUGUACGGCAGUGCUUGCAAGAGGAAGCGCCUGUCUCCCAGCACCUCCAGCAAUGGAAACUCACCCCUAAAGUGUGAGGACAUGAACGCCGAAGAGUACAGUAAAGACACCUCAAAAGGCAUGGGGGCGUAUUACGCUUUUUACACAACUCCCUAAGGAGUUACUUUAACCCCUAAUGUUUUCCGGGUGGACCUGGUGGUGUUUUUUGUUUUCUUUGCCUAGGUUACCAAAAAGACUUUUACCUUCCACCUUUGAUGUAUCCUGUUUUGUGCAAUUCUCUGAGAGAAGGUGCCAAAGCUUUGCCAUUGCUGCAGGUAACCAACUGAAGCAAACCUAGCAUUUCCCCCCCUUUGUAAAAUAAAGUUAACGGAGGACUCGAAAGUGUUUAAAAAUUCAUAGGCUGUUCAAAGUGCUGGCUUAUUUAUGGGAAACGAGAAACAUUCAGAAAAAGCAGGCCAUGAAGAUU
Molecule: messenger RNA, 2416 nt
Organism: Peromyscus leucopus (white-footed mouse)
Lineage: Eukaryota; Metazoa; Chordata; Mammalia; Rodentia; Cricetidae
Gene: Eomes
Product: eomesodermin
Biological process (GO): regulation of transcription by RNA polymerase II; endodermal cell fate specification; positive regulation of DNA-templated transcription
Cellular component (GO): nucleus
Molecular function (GO): RNA polymerase II cis-regulatory region sequence-specific DNA binding; DNA-binding transcription factor activity, RNA polymerase II-specific
Source: RefSeq, a predicted model, not a curated record